Symbiodinium sp. CCMP2592 is the source of this 186-nucleotide messenger RNA. Lineage: Eukaryota; Dinophyceae; Suessiales; Symbiodiniaceae. The record is from the annotation of a GenBank genome assembly.
AUGGCCUUGACGCGCCUCUUAGAAGGUAUCUACGAUGAGCCAAACGGCGAUGAGAUGCUUGUAGCUGAUAUCGAAGCUCGUCUUACUCAAGUUCCUCAAGGAGACCCCAAAGAUCACGAGGUUUGGAAGCGCUCGGUCGCAUCCUGCUGCUUCGACGAGCUCAGCUUCAUCAGCAAAGGGCUGUAG